Messenger RNA from Anopheles bellator, 4148 nucleotides. RefSeq lists its product as uncharacterized. Bases 1 to 3342 code for a protein of 1113 amino acids. The record is from RefSeq and is a predicted model, not a curated record. The transcript has 3 exons. Lineage: Eukaryota; Metazoa; Arthropoda; Insecta; Diptera; Culicidae. Gene Ontology annotation, cellular component: nucleus. Gene Ontology annotation, molecular function: DNA-binding transcription factor activity, RNA polymerase II-specific; sequence-specific DNA binding. Gene Ontology annotation, biological process: regulation of transcription by RNA polymerase II.
AUGCUGAAGCCGAUAAAGAACUUUUUGACCUAUUUGCAAAGAAAUGCCAAUAGUACGAACAUUUUCGGGUUAACAACACCAGCAACAACGGAAAUGGGUCGACCCGAGCAGCCUCGGUUGGAGGAAACGAUUGUGAUUGCGAACGAUGACCUGCUGUCCGACAACGCGGACCCGCUGUACGACCCGCUGGCCCUGGACGACUGUCCGGUGGCUGCGGUACAGCACGAGACGCAGGAGCUGAAUGAUAGCGACCAGCUAGAGGGUGAUACGUCCACCGGCAAGAUAAUAUUGGUCGAUUUAUCCACACUGAAGACGAGAAUCGGGAUCAACGACUCGGACACUGACGAAGACGCCAACGAGGAAGAAAAUGAGAUAUUGUCCUCUGUCUUGCCCGCUGCCAGUGGAAUUACGCCGACCAACGGUGCAAUCGACGAUGAGAAAGAGCAAGGAAGCAAAGAAAAGAGCGACCACCGCGUUACCGGCAGUGUGAUACCGGUCCCAAGAGGCGAACCGGAGCAAGAAGUUCUCUCGGAUAGCGACACGGUGUUGGUGUUAGACUCAUCAACAGCCUCCGACAAUGAUGCCUUUACGGUGGAUGUUUCGGAUGUGGAGGCUUCGGUUGAGAAGGCCAACAAGCAGGGCGGAGAGGAACCAUCGGGCUCGCAGAGCGUCGCAAGUUCGGUAUCGAUGAAUGGCCAUCACGUCGAAGCCGUGCACGAUCAGGAUGCUAUCAUGGAUGACGUCAGUGUGGUGGAGUUAGAUGAGCCCGAAGCUGCCUGCAGAGUGUCAGACGGGGAACCGAUGACCACCGUGGGUGAACAGAUAUUGCCAGCGGUCAGUGUGGAGGAAGAAGAGGAAGCUAGCGAUGGGUCCGACUCGGGCCUGGGAUUGGAACCGACCUCCACAACCGUGGCUCUGGAUGUUGAAAUACUUCCACCGAUGAAGAGUAGCCUUAAACGGCGCUCUCAGCCAUCGAAUGCGGAUGCCGAAGGUGCGUCGGCUUCGCUGCCGGACAAGGAUGAAGGAGUGAGCAGCCACAAGCGGGUGAAGAAGGGCAUCACGUUCGAUGGCGUAACGGUGUACUACUUUCCACGAAUCCAAGGAUUCGGUUGUGUCCCAUCACAGGGUGGUUGCACGUUGGGCAUGGAAUCUCAGCAUGUUCACUCGAGACGACUGUCCCUGGCGGAGCACUUGGCAGAGCAGCGUAAGGUACACCGGCAGCAGCUGCAGGAACUGAAUCCACGCAGCUCGUCGAGCGAGGACACUAGUAGCGAGGAGGAACCGAGCGAGAGUGGCUCGGAGGCCGAUAGCGAAUCGUACGGAUUCCUGCAACCAGUUACGGCUCGGCAACGGCGGUCCCUCCUAAAAGCGGCCGGCGUACGGAGAAUCGAUCCGGACGAGAAGGACGAAUGCCGCGAGAUACGAACGUCGCGCGAAGUUUGCGGUUGCACGUGUCGCGGCUUCUGCGACCCGAACAUCUGCGCCUGCAGCUUGGCCGGCAUCAAGUGUCAAGUGGAUCGUCCCAGCUUCCCGUGCGGUUGUACGCACGAGGGAUGCAACAAUACGGCCGGGCGGGUAGAGUUUAACCCGGGCCGUGUACGCACCCACUUCAUCCACACGAUCAUGAGGCUGAGCCUCGAGGACAAGGCGAACGAGGUGCGCCGAACGAUGGUGGCUGAUGGUGCUGGUAGUAGUGCCGUUGGAUCCGUCGGUGGACCAAUGGUGACAAACGGUGGCUGUGCAAACGAUGGUGGAGUUGCAGGCAGGUCAGUGGCCGCGGCCACUGCUGUCAACAGUUGGUCCAGUGGCCCAGUUCGAUUAACUCCGGCAAUGGGUGAAGGGUCAAUGAUGAACGAUCACUACCAUCAUCAGCAACAGCAGCUACAUCACCAUGCUGUAGCAUCUCACGGGCCCUACCAUAUGGCUGCUGCUUCCGGUCAGCAUCACCCACUUCCGCUACAGCACCCACUCACCACAUACCAUCAGCAUCACCUGUCGCCACACCUACACACGGGGCCAUAUCAUGGAGCCCACGGUGGAGCUGGUGGCGAGUAUUUUGCGUUCCGAGAUUUCUACGGCGGAACAGCGUUGGGAGUGCCGGGAACAAGCACCCGUCCGGAGCACUUUUACGGUCACUACGCAGGAUCCGGGCAGAACAGUAUGGCACCGUAUCACACCCAUCACACGCACCAUCACACGUCACCAUCGAUGAUGAUCGUGCCGCAACAACAUCAUCCGGCGAGCGUUAGUGAGUCCGUUCAUCAUCAUCAUGCUGUGCAGAACAUGAACAUGAUGACGACCAGCCAUGAUCGGCAUACAGCCUACGGUGACAGCUCUGCUGGUCCGGUCCCUCCGCCAAUGGCAGUUGAUUCGAGUUCGCCCGGCACCGAUGCGAUCCCCUCGACUGGUAUACCGUUCCCGAUGUGCGAACCAUCGGAGGAUUGCACCAGUCUGGCUGAUGUUCCCCUAGAAACGAUCGUUAUUGACAGUGCGGACACGUCCACCACCACGUUGGAUGAUAGUCUGGUCCAGGAUGAUAGUGGACUGGUCGUCAGCCAACCGGAACCGUCCACCCCCGAUGUACAACCCAAAGACUCCACACCAGCCGAAGCGUCGAAUGUGGGCUCCUCACUACCCGCCGAUACGAUAUUCUUCGACCUAACGACACCGAGUGCCGGCAAUACGGAGCGUCUAGAAGCAAUCAACGAUAUGCUAGAGUGCAGCCGGCGGCACUCGAUCAACCUAGCGCGAUGUGCGGCGGCGACCUCGAUUGUGGCAGAGGAGGACAGUGAGUUGCGUGACUUCUGUCACUCCCCGGAACCUUUUCGCACCGUUGCACCGACAGAACCGGACCGAACGCUGCGUCAAUUGGCGGGUGAGCAAUCAUCCAAACGACGGGACCAUCAUCACCUUCCCAGUGAUACUUCUUCCCAUCUCCUCGAUUCUGAUGCCGAUGAUGAUGAUGUUGUCCUGUGCCAGAGUGGCGCUCGACAGGACGGCAACGGAGACACUGUGUACCUUAACGGAAGUGGCCUAAACUCGGAAGUAGACAGCGGAACGCACAGUAAUGGUACCGCCACGGAAAGCUUAAGCAGUGGGAAAUGUGUUUCGUCACCCGACGUUAUAGAAACGAAACCGCCGGCCCCACUUUCCAGUAAGCACCAGCCGAAUCUACUUACCAUUGAACAAGCGGACAUGGCAGCCGAACCGGUGACGGGUUGUUCCCGAACGUCACCGCGAGAAAACGAUGGCGGUGAUUGUGUGGCAGUAGCCGAUGAGCCGAGCGAAAAUCUAAGCGAGAUUAUUAAGAACAGUAUCGUGGAGACGGCUGUAACGCACUGAUGUGCCCUGUUUCUGUUAUGUCCCUGUCACACCCCGAGUGUGCCCUCGACAGUUUGGGAUUUUAAUAGGCGACGCCGAUCUCUGUCGCUUGCCCUUUUUGCCGUUUACGUUACGAUUUUGAUUGAUGUCUGUGUGUGAUCCACAAGACUUUUGAAAAAAACAGGUCAUUUGUUCAGUAGGUUUCGUGUAGGUUUUUACUGUAAACGCUUGGCCUCGACUCGACCAAACGUUUUACAAUUUACUUUUAUUUGGCACGUUACAUAUUGUGGCAACAUUCGUUGUACAGCAGAGUACGCACACUGUAAGCCGUUUUCCGUUUGGUAUGUCAGUGCGCCAUCCGACCGCGGGACCUAGUACAGAAGACCAAACAGGAGAAACAGGGACGAAGCAACGGUGGACCGCGCGUUCAAUGAACGUGUGCACCGGGGCUGUAUUAGGUCGCAAACGACCUAUAAAGAACAAGUCGACAGGAAACCUACUACUAAGGUUGCCUCAAUUGUACAUACCAACGCCGUGAUUGUGGUUGCUGGAACUGUGGAUGCAGGAGCAACACACAAUUGAAGCACACAAAAUCUAUCCUGAAGUGAAGGGCAGCAAUCCUCCUGCGAAUGUCGUGCCACAUCCAUCGUACCAGCACACCACCCCAACUGCACAAGCGGGAAAUCCGUAGCGACAAGAUGUACCUAAACCCUGCUUGUGCGAGUUUGUUGCGUACGAAACACGGAGGCCAGGAGGGCCAGGGCAGCACACGCUAGCUAGUGUCAGUAACAUAAAACAUCUAUAUAAAUUAUCAAUAAAAGCAAAAU